Varroa destructor (honeybee mite) is the source of this 5167-nucleotide messenger RNA. RefSeq lists its product as uncharacterized. NCBI's taxonomy places the organism in Eukaryota, Metazoa, Arthropoda, Arachnida, Mesostigmata, Varroidae. Gene Ontology annotation, cellular component: membrane. The record is from RefSeq and is a predicted model, not a curated record.
UUACUGCCUUAAAUGCACCGUGAAACACGGACUCGGCUAGAUUUCGCAUUCGAGUCUUCGCCAGCCACCCACUGUAAUAAUAGCAUCUUCGACGCAGCCUCUACCUAUUUUCCUUUUAUCACGUCCGCCUGCCAGAAAACCUGCCUUUUGUAUUCUCCAUCCGCCGGUACACGUCAAAUUUGAUAAUUGAUUACUUUUAACGUGUGGUACUUAACCAAACAUGAAUACCUCACCCUUCCUGACUUAUCCAUCAGUUCCGCAGAGUUCUUCGCGAUUAACGUUCAUCCUCAGUAAUCAAAUGAAGCUAGUGGUAUCGUAGGAUUAAAAUGGCGAAACAGAAUUCCUGUUAUUGCGCAUUAGUAAACAUACGCAUCGUAUCGUUGAUCUAUACUGAAGUUCAUUUCGUUUGUAUUUAACGUAUAAUAUCCGGAACUACGAUCUUAAAAAGUAAAUUUUACAAACACCCAACAACAGCGGCUACAUUAGCCUGAAGGACGCAGAUCAUCUUCGCCAUUUCGUUUUAACCUCACCUAAAAGACGGUUGGCCGUUAUUCCGUGAUCUGAUCCCGGUUGCAGCCGUUGUUGGCGAUGCAGAUGGCUAGCUGGUUGUAUCACUUAACAAUAACAACAACGACUACGUCCCUAAGGGUUGUUGUCAAGUGUGGGCUGUUGGCUAGCAAAAAAUCCUUGACAUUUCUCUACUGCUAACUAAUACAAUAACGAUAAACGGCAGGAGCAUCAACAUCUCGUCACUACAGGCAUGACAACUUCAAAGCUCAACACACUUCGGGACAGUGCCGACCGCCCAUAUCGUCUGCAUAACAAUAUUAAAACACACGAUGAUGAAAGUUGUCCAGGAGCGUUUGUGCCAGUCGCGACCCGAUCGUCCAGGGUCGUGGUAGAAAAAAAUAGUGCUAGGCUAUUUCGUCUGCGUGAUUAUCUGAACUACGAUCGCAGUACGCGAUGAUUGUGUAUGUCACCAUCUUGACCUUGUUGACAUGUUCGUACCAAGGCGAUUUUCUCUGUGGAGCAAGCGAGCACAUCUAUCAGGCUGCUGCUGCCGCCGCCGCCGCCCCUGCUGAAACAAUUGCAGCAACUAUAGUAAGACCAGCCUCAAAUAACCGUUCCAAGUACGACCACGUACGAUGACUUGUACCAUACGUUAAGAAAUAAAUAAUACAUAAAAUGACUCACAAGUAGACUUGCCGUUACGCUUGCAGUAACCAGCUGUAUUAUCGCGGAAUUUGAUCUGAUAUGAUACCUUGUACCAUUGGUCUAUGAACUUUAACUGAAACGGCGAAUACACUCCAGAUAGACUCGUUAGCUAUUGACGGCAAUCUGUGGUCUGAGAGUCGCAGCGAAUGAAACGAUACCGUAGAAUCACACGUAUUCUACAAAAAUGGCAUCCCUAAUCAGGCAGCCAUUUCGGAGGAGUGCCAUAAUGGUUAUAUUGUAUCGAUAUAUUUAACAGUUGCCCUACUAUGGAUGCUUGUAGUGGUGACAUUGACAAAACGGAAAUAAUUCCAGUUUGACCAAAGACGUCCAGUGCAGCUUCAAUAAACAACCAGUAGCGAUAGUUCGGAACAGCCCAAGCCCAAGAUCGCUACGGGAACAGCCUACCAUUGACCAAGUGGCUUUUCGCCUUUACUCCAGCCUGAUCUGCUUUUGUUUGAAGUUAGUGAUACACGUUGUCGUCUGCUCGUCUCUAUCUCUCUUUUCCACUUUAGUCCAUAGAAAUGCAUAGACUUGAUUGUGCGAUCUUCUCCCAUUCACAAGCCCAGUUGUGGCCGUUUGGCUCGACCAACCACAGAUUCAGCUUCGUUGAAUCGUUUUCGUUGUGAACGAUGUCCGUCGGCCGCUGUGCUAACGGCUCGUAUUGGCGGUGGCAGCACGACACUAACUAUGUGUUGACUCCAGCCUAUUUCGCCAGGACAAAAGGCCGGAUGCCCUUUGAUAUGGCCGUGCUCACACUGUUAUAGACGAACCAUGACAGCAGCCCCGACGACAACGACAACAAUAACAACAAAACGUGUGACACACUGCUGCUUCAGAAGUGUGACUGGGCCCUGGACGUUGUAGAACGGGAGUCACCGUAACAGACAAACUACGAGGGCCUCCUGUUGCCGCAGCUGCGCAUGCUGUUGGCGGAGACUCUGCCUAUAGUGAAUAGUCAUCAUACUCAUCAUAGCAGGCAUCGCUGCAACUUCACUUGGGAUUGAAGUGGCGAUUUACGUCUGUAGCAGCCCGUACAGCUGAAACUACUGUAAGGAUCACAAACAGCUGCGACUACUCUGCGCUAGGAGGUGAACGAGUCGCAUUGGAGGAGCAGCACUCUCUCCGGUCACUAUAGCCGCCUCUCCUGCCGGAGGCUAGAAGUAACAUCCAAAAUGACGCGAGUUUCGACACGGGUUGACGUUAGCGCGACGGAGGUGCUUCAGUACAGCGUUGGUGAGUGGUUCCGCGUCAGCGUGCGAUGGUCGCUCAGAAGGAGCGUAAAUUUCGUGUAGUUCAGCACAAAAUUUUCUAAAGUGUACUGCUACGGCUAUUGCUAUAGCCGUUACUGGUGCAGGUGGAAUCCGUCGCUCAAUGCGUUGGGAUGCUGGUAGUCUUGUAGCUACAAGUUCUUCUGUUUAUCACAGGCGCAGCAGCAGCAGCAGCAGCUAUCGAGAACUCCAUAAGGAUGUUUUGUAUUGUACGAUGACCUCGAUAGUGCAAAGAAGAUUUCAAUGGUGAUGGUAGUAAAGACGAUUGCGAAGACGCAGCCGACGAAUAACUGUACAGAAAGUAACUACAUUCGAUUGCCACCCAAAUCGGAUUAUUUGAUUACGGCUAUAUGAAGAAACAGCCUACGUACGAAACAUUGAUAAAGGAGUAAUUUUACAAGUGGACGUCUGAAGUCGGUUGUGACGCCUAUUAAAUAACAUGGGGUAAUAAUAAAUGUGAACUGUAGCUGUUCUUGCCACGCCCAAAUGUCGUUUCAUACUUUGCAGUACUAAGAACUUGCUGUAGAUGUUUGACGCGUGCUUGAAUACACGUGUAAACAGCAAAACCAAUAGGACAAACCUACUAAGUCGCUUAUACGAUAGGGACACGUAACAAAGCACCGGGUAAAUGUACUCGAAUCGCUCAUUUGAAAUACCGCGGUGCUCGGCGGGUCCUUCGAGACAUACGGUGGCCACACCUAGAACUUCCCGCAAGUUCUACGAUGCUGUCACCACACCGCUGGACAUCUCGCAGAGUUCACUAGAUAUUCACGAUAUGCAUCAUGGGCUACAUCAACAUCAUAUAAGCCAUCUCGGACAUUCGACGAUGGUUGGCAUCCAAGGCCUAGCUCCACCAACCCCGGUUUUCUCAAGUAAACUCCAUGAUGACAGGCGACACCGUCGGCUCGGGGUGGCCCUAGGUGGCGUCUGUGUUUUCGUCGGUGUGGCGCUCGCAUCGUGGGCGCUUCAUCACUUCGUCGUGGAGAGUACGCACACGCUUGUGUCACAGCUAUAUCUCAUCGCCAAUACCAAUCGAAACUUCCGUGUGAUGCCCGCCUGUAUUCUGUUCCUGUCAUUACUGACCAUCGUGAACGGGUGUUUGGCGUUCUCCCGAAAACUAUUGGUUCGCUUUGUGCAUUUUGUGCUUUCACUCGGAUUAAUCGGUGCGCUGGUAUUUAUUGCAAUCGCUGCAAAGAGGGCUGAACCACAGGUUGGGGAGUUCUAUCGGAGCAACGCCAUGCGACAGCUUCACGAUGACUACGGGAUCGUCCCUGAAGUAACGCAUAGUCUUGACUACAUACAGGUUCGAUUUCGCUGCUGCGGUUUUUAUUCUCCACAGGACUUCGACCGCUCACAAUGGAAGCGCCGUGGCCUUAAUGGACGCAACGACCUGCCAAAAACCUGCUACGAACUCCGCAAUCAGGACAUCGAUGACGCUGCCCUGAAUCCGGUCGUUGCUAAUAGCUCGUCAAUACAUAGUAUCAGGAUUAAAUAGGAAGCACGUAUUUCCUGUCAAGUUUGCACCUCCAUUUUGGCUUUCGUUUCGAAAGUCGUAGUAGCCACGAUUGAUUCCUAUGAUGUACCCGGAUAGAAUAACGUCAUUAUAGAUUGAGGAUACAAGCUAUUUGGUGCAUGCACCAGCUAAAACUGUAAGUUAUUAUGGCUCUACAGAAUUCAGGCUAUGAGUCGUUAUAUUUUUAUUGCUUAGACAUUAUACGAAGUUUUUACGUUUAAAUCGCUCGCAUUUUAACGUUUUUUGCCUUGUCCUUACACUGAGCAGCUAGGUAGCACGAAGUUAUGGUUCUAAAAGUUGCAGUUAUGCUUUUACUAUCUGUACCUUUUGGUGUCAUAGUUUUUUGCCCUAGCGUUAUUAGAACCCAAAAAAAGCAGGUCGCAUUUUUUUAAUCCUAAUAUGCCAAUUAGAUACGAACUAUUUAUCCUUUCAGACAAGGCUGUUUGAAUUCGGUUAACGAAUACUUGACCUGGGACAAUUGGGAGAUUGUUGCAGUAUUAUGCGGAACAACUCUGGUUAUCGCCGGAAGUGUGUUUAUUUCAUGUAAAUAUGUACGCUAAUAGAGAAAAUAACGGUUUGCGUUUUCUAUGUAUCCUACUAAAAUUGAGCUGAAUAAUAAAGGUAACGGUCAUGGUUAUCUUACAACCUAAUAAAAAUCGCAUUUUUUUCUUAAUUUAAUACAAGCUGUAAGCAAUCACCGAUAAAAAAACAUGUACCUAAAUCUGAUUCAAGUUAAGUUGACAAUGAGCCCAUAGUGAUUUACCUUAUAACGUAAAAAUCUAUAUAGUGAACUUUGUUACCACCAAUCGAAAAUGAAUUAACAAUAAUAAAGCAUUUAAGCUAGUUUUUCUUUUAAUGUUACCAGUCAACGUAUUUGAGUCGUGCGUUGUGACCGACCGGCAUUGCGUCUGCCCAAUGUACUUUUCUCACGUUUUUUUCUGAAAUUUCAGCGUUUUACAAUGACUUAUUCUUAGCCGAAAAUGUAAGCGAAGCGAUGAUCGACCCAAAUACGUUUUAAUCUGUAAUUUAUUAAAAUAAAGUAUGACACAACAUAGUAUGUCGAAGCUCUAACUUCACCGCCCGGUACAAUUAUUCGUUUGCUUAGGCAAAGCAUCUUUCACCGAAUAAAACUGAUAUGAAAUACGGUCUACCCAUGAAUAUAUCUAACAUC